AUGACAUCCACAUGCUGUGUUUUGAUGAAAGUGAGAAGUUUUAGAAGCAUUCCACGUCAAUCUCUUUGCAGACAUCUUAGCACAAGAGUUUUAACACAUGAAGACAACUCCAAUACCUCAGGCAAUGCCAGUAAGACAAACUCGGAUAUCAGAGCCAUGAGAAGUCAGAUGUUUUCAGAAGAAAAGAAAAGACAGUUGUCAUUAAUCCGAAGAGUGGAAAAGAUUAAUGUUGAAUACACUGGAAUACCUGAAAAUUGCACACUUUACAUGAACAAGGAAUUAUCAAGCCCAAAUAAUUGUGCUAUGCACAUGAAGUCUAACAUUAAAACCCUGGCAGCCUUAGCUUUGGUUAAUGGAGAAGUGUGGGACAUGAAUCGCCCAUUGGAGGCAGACUGUGCUUUGCAGUUCCUGAAAUUCAGAGACAGUGAUCCAAGGUUAUUAAACAAGGCAUUCUGGAGGACAGGAUCAUUUUUGAUUGGCUACGUAUUUGAUCGUGCAUUUAAAGAUGAACAUAGAGUUAAUGUAAUACGGUUUCCUAGCAACCCAGUUGUUGAAGAUGGCUAUUUUUGCUGUGACCUUGACCUAGGAUCUAUGAGUUCCUGGCAGCCACUACCUGAUGAGUUAAAAGCUGUGUCAAUGAUAGGGAGCUGUCUAGCCAAAGAGGAGUCAAACUUUGAGCGACUGGAGGUUGAUGAGAAGUUAGCUUUAGAAAUGUUUAAAGACAAUGAAUACAAGUGUAGGCAGAUACCGGAGAUUGCCAAGUCCUCCUCCUCAGGAUCCAGGGUCACUCUGUACAGACUAAAGGACUACGUAGACGUCACAACAGGGCCUCUUAUAGCCAGUACCUUCUUCAUUUCCAUGUACAACAUUGUCAAGGUGUUUCAUAUGAAGUGUCCAGUAAAUGGUGACAUUACUAGAGUACAGGGAAUAGCCAUGCCUCCAGAAUUACAGAUACAUUAUAAGGCUUAUGAAUUACUGUUAGAGAGGGCACAAAGAAUGGGAGUUGAAGAUCCAUACAGGGAAUCUUAGUAACAAUGUAGCCACAGAUUUUUCAAUAAAAAAUUAUGUAUGUUAA
Saccostrea echinata is the source of this 1075-nucleotide messenger RNA. RefSeq names its product large ribosomal subunit protein mL39-like. Gene Ontology annotation, molecular function: threonine-tRNA ligase activity; nucleotide binding. Gene Ontology annotation, cellular component: mitochondrion. Gene Ontology annotation, biological process: threonyl-tRNA aminoacylation. Bases 1 to 1029 code for a protein of 342 amino acids. The transcript is spliced from 9 exons. The record is from RefSeq and is a predicted model, not a curated record. NCBI's taxonomy places the organism in Eukaryota, Metazoa, Mollusca, Bivalvia, Ostreida, Ostreidae.